AUGGCUAAAAUAACCAUUCUACUUCUCAUAAGUUUGUUAAAUUUUACUAAAUCUAAAUUAACGGGUAAAAUAGUUGGAGGAGAGUUCUCAAGGAUAGUAGAUUUUCCCCAUUCUGUUUUUGUUGUCAUCAAUUGUGACUACAGGGUCUCGACAUGUGGGGCUUCCAUACUAAACCAAGCAAUACUUUUGACUGCUGCACACUGUCUUAUCAAAUGCACGGAUAAAUUUUAUAUAACAGCUUACGUUGGCUCUGAACGAAAACAUCAAGGUAUCGAAAGAAAUGUCGUCAGUUUUAAGGUUCAUGACAAGUAUGAUCCUCAAACGAAGGCCCAAGAUAUUGCUCUGAUGAGGUUGGGUAAAAACUUGCAGUUUGGUAAAAGGGUGAAGAGAAUCAUCAUAAUGAAGAGUCCACCAAAGUACUUUACUGCUGAGAUCGCGGGGUGGGGAUGGAUUGAUUCCGUUGGCACAAAGAGUGAAGUGUUGAAACACGCAAAACAGAGGGUCUACAGCAGAAGCCAAUGCUUCGAAAUCGUGAGAUUUAUACCCGUUGGUACUAUUUGUGCGAGCGACAUCAAAGGAUAUCCUGAAAAAGGAGACUCAGGAAGCGCCCUCAUUAUCCAAGGCUCCAUCCAAAUCGGAAUAGUAUCCUUCAAGAAAAGACAGAUCGCAAACGAAACUAUCGUCUACACCGACGUUUCUUACUACCAUGACUGGAUACUUAGGAACGCAAGGGAGUUGUAUUGCCAAAAUAAGAAAACGGGAAUAAAGCUGAUGAAGAAAUAUAAGAAUGAGACGGAAAAGAAAUGGGAAAAGAAGAAACUGCUUAUAGAGAAAUUGGGACGAAAGCUGGAGGAAAACUUGAAUUUUAAUUGUAUGUGAAGUAAAUAACGA
Messenger RNA from Leguminivora glycinivorella, 891 nucleotides. RefSeq names its product trypsin alpha-4-like. Gene Ontology annotation, molecular function: serine-type endopeptidase activity. The record is from RefSeq and is a predicted model, not a curated record. The transcript is spliced from 3 exons. Gene Ontology annotation, biological process: proteolysis. Bases 1 to 879 code for a protein of 292 amino acids. Lineage: Eukaryota; Metazoa; Arthropoda; Insecta; Lepidoptera; Tortricidae.